This is a messenger RNA of Neltuma alba, 1163 nucleotides long. RefSeq lists its product as uncharacterized. The coding region runs from base 33 to 866 and encodes 277 amino acids. NCBI's taxonomy places the organism in Eukaryota, Viridiplantae, Streptophyta, Magnoliopsida, Fabales, Fabaceae. The record is from RefSeq and is a predicted model, not a curated record. The transcript has a single exon.
GUAUAGAUGUGUGAAGGCCGAAGGGCGUACAAAUGAAGACAAUCUCUGGAAAGCCUAUAUCAGCAAAACCAAUUUCUCUUUCGAAAGCUGCAAAAAUCCUCUCAAAGUUUAUCUCUGCUGAGAAUGGUGCUUCACAUGUUGUCAGUGCAUAUCUCCGUCGGGCCUCUAGUUCAUUCAGUGAGCUGAACCAGCUCCACAAGGAGCUCAAAUCACCACAUUCUGAUCGGAAGCACAAAAGGAGUAGAUCAAAGACUCGUGAUGACAAAGGGAAAUUCGGAGUGGGGGAAGCUGAUCACAGGCCAUUAGCUGAGGCUGGAGAUGAAAAUGAAGAGAAACCAACUCAUGGUGGUCUUGAUUUUAGUCAAGAACCCGUUGAGAGAGAGAAGCAUAAGAAGAAAAAGAAACUUGAAGAUGAGCCCAGUAAGCAUGUGGUUGAUGAAGUUAAACUUGAAGAGGGGUCGAAUAAGGGAAAUUUAGGUGAUAACAACGGGGGAUUGGAGGAGGGAAAGAAACAUAAAAAGGAGAAGAAGAAAAAGAAAGAGAAGGAUGUUAUGAAUAAUUUCUCUGACAGAGAGGGUGAGGUUAUCAAACCAGAAGAUGAGAUUGCAAGUUGGGAAGAUGACCGAAAAGAGAUACUAAGCAAUGGUGGUGUUCAGAACAGAGAUGAAGACUCUGUUGAUCAAAAGGACUUCCUAAAUAAAAAGAAAAAGAGACAUAUGGCAGGCGGCGAGGAUAAAAUAAAUACUGAUGAGGUAAAGAAGGUGCAGAAAAAAAGGAAGAACGAAGAUGUUGUAGGAAGAGAUGAUGAUAAAUCAGGGGAACCAACUAAGAAAAAGAUUAAGAAAAAGCAUGGGGGAGAUGAGUAGCUGCAGGUGUGUUAGCAUUUCACGUCGAUGUUGUUUAAGAAGUAAUUUGUUAGAUUAAUUUGAUUGUGGCAUUACUUCCAAAACCAUUAUUAACAUCACAUGAAUUUUUGUUGGUCUUGUGGACUGGAGCCGCAGCAUACCUGCUUAAUUUAUCAAACAAAUUAUGAACACGCCCACACAUGCAGCGGACCGUGGAGGAUCAUUUACAAGUGAAUUUAGGCUUACAAUUAUUAUGACUUGGCAUCUGUUAGAAUAUGCCAUUUUCCGGUGUUCCUUGUAAUUUGCUUAUAUUUCCCA